This is a messenger RNA of Vitis riparia (riverbank grape), 1344 nucleotides long. RefSeq lists its product as uncharacterized. The record is from RefSeq and is a predicted model, not a curated record. Bases 1 to 1344 code for a protein of 447 amino acids. NCBI's taxonomy places the organism in Eukaryota, Viridiplantae, Streptophyta, Magnoliopsida, Vitales, Vitaceae. Gene Ontology annotation, biological process: proteolysis. The transcript has 11 exons. Gene Ontology annotation, molecular function: cysteine-type peptidase activity.
AUGGAAAACCUAUCAAAUCUUAGAGAUAGGCUGAUUUUAAUGGAAGACAUGGCCGAGUUCAAAAAAUUGUUUAUCUUCUUCUCAUGUGCUACAUUACUUGCUCCAACAUCAAAGUUGGAUGGUAGUCAUGAGUUGUGGUGUACUUUGCUUGCUGGAGACUUUGACAUCAAUGUUAAUUGGGGUCAAUUUGUACUUGACACAUUGGUUGCUGGAAUUAGACAUUUUCGAUUGGGUAAAGGCUCAUGGUUUACAGGUUGCCUUAUUUUUUUACAGCUUUUUUAUGUAAAUAAAUUUUACAUUCCAACCAUGUUGGUACCACGUACCAUCCCAAUAUGUGCAGCGUGGACUGAUGACUUGAUGAAGAAAAGGGUGCAUGCGAAAUUGCAUGAUUAUGGUGAUUUUGGACUAGCUGAUGUUCAAGAAGAUGAAAGGAAGGAAGAUGCACAUGAAGACCCUGGUAAUCCAGUAAAUGAAAUUGAAGAAGAGACUACUGAUGAAAUUAUAGCAGAAUAUAAUGCAGUAGAGAGACAAAUUCACCAAUUGCUUCGAACAAUGAGAGGAGCAAUUGGUAAACUAGCAAAGCGGCAGAAUACAAAUAAAACCCCAUCAUCUUCUCAUCAAAGCAGAAGUCAUAAUCAACCUGAUAUCAAUGAUUCUUUCCCAUCACCACCACAUGAUAAUGUAGGCCCAUCAACCUCACAGCCAGCAGCGCAGCAUAGCAUUGAGGAUGAAGUUCAGAUGAAUGCUAUUAUUCCUUACGAGACUGGACAUCCUCCAAUACGUUCAUAUCGGCUACGUCGACAUGCUACUGCCCUACAAUCACCAUACGUGGUACAACCGUCAAUCAAAUUUUCAGCGUCUUCAUCUGUAGCAAAGCAAGUUUUGGCAUAUGCAUUGGACGAUACACGUGAUGAAAGCCAAAUAUUAUGUUCCAUGCACAAUUUCUUCUUGACAAGGUUUGACUUGAAAUGCUUGGGACCCGACAAAUUGGUUGACAAUAAGGUUGUAACCAUGCAUUGUCGAAUUUUGAAUGGUAUGGAUAAAGAAAAUAGGAAGCAUUUCUUAUCUCCAAACUUUGUGUCUGAUGUGGAAAACAAGAGGGGUUCCUUAUCUCCAAAAUACAUAUGUGACAAUUUAUGGAAAUAUUUCAAAAAUACUCGGUUGUGCACAUAUGAACAGUUGUUCAUACCAAUAUGCAGGAAAAAUCAUUGGUAUUUAAUCAUUUUGAAUAUUCAUGCGAAAAGAAUCGAGUUGUUGGAUUCAUUAAUUGACGGAAGGAAAAAACGGAUGGAUGCCUUCAUAGAGAAACUGGUGAACGUUUUGUCAACUGUCAUUGGGAUUUAA